AUGAGCGGCGACUCAGAGAUGGAGUGUUUCGGCCCGGCGGCCAUCUACCUCCGCAAGCCGGAAAAAGAGCGGAUCGAAGCCCAGAACACUCCCUUCGACGCCAAGACGUCCUACUUUGUGAGCGAAGCCAGCGAGAUGUACCUCAAGGGCAAACUGUUAAAGAGAGAAGGUGGCAAAGCCACUGUCAACGUCUUACACACCAAACGUACUCUCACUGUGAAGGAAGAUGAAAUCUUCCCCAUGAAUCCCCCCAAGUUUGACAAGAUUGAGGACAUGGCCAUGAUGACCCACCUCAGCGAACCUUCCGUGCUGUAUAACCUCAAAGAGCGCUACGCGGCGUGGAUGAUCUACACCUACUCCGGGUUGUUCUGCGUCACCGUGAACCCCUACAAGUGGCUCCCGGUGUACGACUCCAAGGUCGUAGCGGGAUACAGGGGCAAAAAGAGGAUUGAGGCUCCUCCCCACAUCUUCUCCAUCUCUGACAACGCCUAUCAGUUCAUGCUUCAAGACAGAGAAAACCAGUCAGUCCUCAUCACUGGAGAAUCCGGUGCAGGAAAGACCGUGAACACCAAACGUGUCAUCCAGUACUUUGCGACAAUCGCAGUGCCCGGAGGGAAGAAGGCCGAGCCCUCUGCUGGCAAGAUGCAGGGCUCGCUGGAGGAUCAAAUCAUCGCAGCUAAUCCCCUGCUGGAGGCUUACGGUAAUGCCAAAACUGUGAGGAACGACAACUCAUCCCGCUUUGGUAAAUUCAUUAGAAUCCACUUUGCCACCUCGGGCAAGCUGGCGUCUGCGGAUAUUGAAACAUACCUCCUGGAGAAGUCUCGGGUGACCUUCCAGCUGUCUGCUGAGAGGAGUUACCACAUCUUCUAUCAGCUCAUGACGGGGCACAAACCCGAGCUGCUCGAGGCUCUCCUCAUCACCACCAACCCCUACGACUAUCCCAUGAUCAGUCAGGGCGAAAUUACCGUCAAGAGCAUUAAUGACAUUGAAGAGUUCAUCGCCACUGACACGGCCAUUGACAUCCUGGGAUUUACAGCUGAAGAGAAAGUCAGCAUGUACAAGAUAACUGGCGCUGUGAUGCAGCACGGAAACAUGAAGUUCAAACAGAAGCAGCGGGAAGAGCAAGCCGAGCCCGAUGGCACUGAAGUUGCUGAUAAAAUCUCCUACCUUAUGGGCCUGAACUCUGCCGACCUCCUGAAAGCUCUGUGCUACCCAAGGGUGAAAGUCGGAAAUGAGUUUGUGACGAAGGGUCAGACGGUGCCUCAGGUGAACAAUUCUGUCUCUGCCCUCUGCAAAUCUGUCUAUGAGAAAAUGUUCUUGUGGAUGGUGGUCAGAAUCAAUGAGAUGUUGGACACCAAGCAGCCCAGAAGCUUCUUCAUUGGUGUUUUGGACAUUGCUGGUUUUGAAAUUUUUGAUUUCAACAGCUUGGAGCAGCUCUGCAUCAACUUCACCAAUGAAAAACUGCAACAGUUUUUCAACCACCACAUGUUUGUCCUGGAACAAGAGGAGUAUAAGAAAGAAGGAAUUGAAUGGGAGUUUAUUGAUUUUGGCAUGGACUUGGCAGCCUGCAUUGAGCUGAUUGAGAAGCCAAUGGGCAUCUUCUCCAUCCUUGAAGAGGAGUGCAUGUUCCCCAAGGCUUCAGACACAACCUUCAAGAACAAACUGUACGACCAGCACCUUGGUAAGAACAAGUCCUUUGAGAAGCCAAAGCCAACCAAAGGCAAGGCUGAGGCCCACUUCUCCUUGGUGCACUACGCUGGCACUGUGGACUACAACAUUGUCGGUUGGCUGGACAAGAACAAGGACCCGCUGAAUGACUCAGUGGUUCAGCUCUACCAGAAGUCCUCUACCAAGCUGUUGGCCUUCCUCUAUGCAUCCCACGCCUCAGCAGAAGCUGAGGGUGCAGGUGGGAAGAAAGCUGGCAAGAAGAAGGGUGGUUCCUUCCAGACUGUAUCUGCCUUGUUCAGGGAGAAUCUGGGCAAACUGAUGACAAACCUGAGGAGCACACAUCCUCACUUUGUGCGCUGCCUUAUUCCAAACGAAUCCAAGACUCCAGGUCUGAUGGAGAACCACCUGGUCAUCCACCAGCUGCGUUGUAACGGCGUGCUGGAGGGCAUUAGGAUCUGUAGGAAAGGUUUCCCCAGCAGAAUCCUCUAUGGUGACUUCAAGCAAAGAUACAAAGUCCUGAACGCCAGCGUCAUCCCUGAGGGUCAGUUCAUCGACAACAAGAAGGCCUCAGAGAAACUCUUGGGCUCAAUCGAUGUGGAUCACACGCAGUACAAAUUUGGCCACACCAAGGUGUUCUUCAAAGCUGGCCUGCUGGGUACGCUGGAGGAGAUGAGGGACGAGAAACUGGCCGAGCUGGUCACAAUGACUCAGGCUCUGUGCAGAGGUUACCUCAUGAGACGAGAGUUUGUUAAAAUGAUGGCAAGGAGGGAGGCUAUUUUCACCGUCCAGUACAACGUCCGCUCAUUCAUGAAUGUGAAAACGUGGCCAUGGAUGAAGCUGUACUUCAAAAUUAAACCUCUGCUCAAGAGCGCUGAGACCGAAAAGGAGAUGGCCCAAAUGAAAGAGGACUUUGAAAAAACCAAAGAUGAUCUCGUAAAAGCGUUGGCCAAGAAGAAGGAACUGGAGGAGAAGAUGGUUUCUCUCCUGCAGGAGAAGAACGAUCUCAUGUUGCAAGUGCAAUCCGAUAGCGAAAACCUUACUGAUGCCGAAGAGAGGUGCGAGGGUCUCAUCAAAGCCAAAAUCCAGCUUGAAGCCAAACUCAAAGAGACAACGGAGAGGCUGGAGGAUGAGGAGGAAAUCAACGCUGAACUGACAGCAAAGAAGAGGAAGCUGGAGGACGAGUGCUCGGAGUUGAAGAAAGACAUCGACGACUUGGAGCUGACCCUGGCUAAAGUAGAGAAGGAGAAACAUGCCACUGAGAACAAGGUCAAAAACCUGACUGAGGAGAUGACUUCUCAAGACGAGACCAUCGCCAAGUUGACCAAAGAGAAGAAAGCCCUCCAAGAGGCCCAUCAGCAGACCCUGGAUGACCUCCAGGUGGAGGAAGACAAAGUCAACUCUCUGACCAAGGCCAAGUCCAAACUGGAGCAGCAAGUGGAUGAUCUUGAAGGAUCACUGGAGCAAGAAAAAAAGCUCCGUAUGGAUCUUGAAAGAGCGAAAAGGAAGCUGGAGGGAGAUCUGAAGCUGGCUCAAGAAUCCAUGAUGGAUCUUGAGAAUGACAAGCAGCAGUCUGAUGAAAAAAUAAAGAAGAAAGAUUUUGAGGUCAGCCAAUUACUGAGUAAGAUUGAAGACGAGCAAACUCUUGGAGUCCAGUUGCAGAAAAAGAUAAAAGAACUUCAGGCCCGUAUUGAGGAGCUGGAGGAGGAGAUCGAAGCCGAGCGAGCCGCUCGCGCCAAGGUGGAGAAGCAGAGGUCUGACCUCUCCAGGGAACUUGAGGAGAUCAGCGAGCGGCUGGAAGAGGCCGGCGGAGCCACCGCCGUUCAGAUCGAGAUGAACAAGAAGCGCGAGACCGAGUUCCAGAAGCUGCGUCGCGACCUGGAAGAGUCCACCCUGCAGCACGAGGCCACCGCCGCAGCUCUGCGCAAGAAGCAGGCCGACAGCGUGGCCGAACUCGGGGAGCAGAUCGACAACCUUCAGCGCGUCAAGCAGAAGCUGGAGAAGGAGAAGAGCGAAUACAAGAUGGAGAUCGACGACCUCAGCUGCAAUAUGGAGGCCAUUGCCAAAACAAAGGCUAAUCUUGAAAAGAUGUGCAGGACAUUAGAAGAUCAACUGAGUGACCUGAGGUCAAAGAAUGAGGAGAAUGUCCGCCAACUAAAUGAUACCAGUGUACAAAAGGCAAGACUUCAGACUGAGAAUGGUGAAAUUACACGUCAGUUGGAGGAAAAAGAAGCCCUGGUGUCUCAGCUGACGAGAGGGAAGCAGGGUUACACUCAGCAGAUUGAGGAGCUAAAGAGGCACAUUGAGGAAGAAAUGAAGGCUAAGAACGCCCUAGCUCACGCGGUCCAGUCCUCCCGCCAUGACUGCGACCUCCUGCGGGAGCAGUAUGAGGAGGAGCAGGAGGCCAAAGCUGAACUGCAGAGAGCCAUGUCCAAGGCCAAUGGCGAGGUGGCUCAGUGGAGGACCAAAUAUGAGACUGAUGCUAUCCAGCGCACUGAGGAACUUGAGGAGGCAAAAAAAAAGCUGGCCCAGCGUCUCCAGGAUGCAGAGGAGUCCAUCGAGGCGGUGAACUCAAAGUGCGCCUCUCUGGAAAAGACCAAACAGAGGCUGCAGGGCGAAGUGGAAGAUUUGAUGAUCGAUGUGGAGCGAGCUAACACUCUGGCUGCCAACCUUGAUAAGAAGCAGAGGAACUUUGACAAGGUUCUUGCUGAGUGGAAGCAGAAAUAUGAAGAAAGUCAGGCCGAACUGGAGGGAUCUCUGAAGGAGACCCGCUCGCUCAACACUGACAUGUUCAAACUGAAGAAUUCCUAUGAAGAAGCUCUGGACCACCUGGAAACCCUGAAGAGGGAGAACAAGAAUCUGCAACAGGAGAUUUCCGACCUGACCGAGCAAAUUGGGGAGACUGGAAAGACAAUCCAUGAACUUGAGAAGGGAAAAAAGACUGUAGAAAGUGAGAAGAGUGAAAUUCAGACGGCUUUGGAGGAGGCAGAGGCUACUCUGGAGCACGAGGAGUCCAAGAUUCUUCGUGUUCAGCUCGAACUGACCCAAGUCAAGAGCGAGAUCGACAGAAAGAUUGCGGAGAAAGAUGAGGAGAUGGAACAGAUAAAGAGGAACAGCCAGCGUGUGAUCGAAUCCAUGCAGACCACUUUGGAUGCUGAGAUCAGGAGCAGGAAUGAUGCCCUGAGAAUCAAGAAGAAGAUGGAGGGAGACUUGAAUGAGAUGGAGAUUCAACUGAGUCACGCCAACCGCCAGGCUGCUGAGGCCCAGAAACAGCUGAGGAAUGUCCAGGGACAACUCAAGGACGCCCAGCUUCAUCUCGAUGAAGCCAUGAGAGGUCAAGAGGACAUGAAGGAGCAGGUCGCCAUGGUGGAGCGCAGGAACAACCUGAUGCUGGCUGAGAUCGAGGAGCUGAGAGCUGCUCUGGAGCAGACCGAGAGAGGCCGCAAAGUGGCUGAAGCUGAGUUGGUUGACACCAGCGAGCGCGUUGGUCUACUGCACUCUCAGAACACCAGCUUGAUCAAUACCAAGAAGAAGCUGGAGGCUGACCUUGUCCAGGUCCAGGGUGAAGUAGAGGACGCUGUGCAGGAAUCAAGAAACGCCGAAGAAAAGGCCAAGAAGGCCAUCACCGAUGCUGCCAUGAUGGCGGAGGAGCUGAAGAAGGAGCAGGACACCAGCUCUCAUUUGGAGAGGAUGAAAAAGAACCUGGAGGUGACGGUCAAAGACCUGCAGCACCGCCUGGAUGAGGCUGAGAAUCUGGCCAUGAAAGGGGGCAAGAAGCAACUCCAGAAACUGGAGGCUCGAGUGCGGGAGCUUGAGGCCGAGGUAGAAGCUGAGCAGAAGCGAGGAUCCGAAGCUGUCAAAGGCGUCCGGAAAUAUGAGAGAAGAGUGAAGGAGCUCUCCUACCAGACUGAGGAGGACAAGAAAAAUGUCACCAGGCUGCAGGAUUUGGUGGACAAGCUGCAGCUGAAGGUCAAAGCGUACAAGAGGCAGUCAGAGGAGGCUGAGGAACAGGCUAACACUCACAUGUCGAGGUUGCGGAAGGUCCAACACGAGCUGGAGGAGGCUCAGGAGCGCGCCGACAUCGCAGAGUCCCAGGUCAACAAGCUGAGGGCCAAAAGUCGGGAAAUCGGAAAGGGGAAGGAUGCUGAAGAAUAAUAAAUAAGAUGCAACCUAUGUGGGGGAUUAAAAAGCAGAGAAUCAUAAAAUAUGAUUUUUGAUUGGAAUGCUUCCAUGAUAGACUGUAGAUGUAUUUUAAAAAAAUAAAGAUA
Molecule: messenger RNA, 5933 nt
Organism: Syngnathoides biaculeatus (alligator pipefish)
Lineage: Eukaryota; Metazoa; Chordata; Actinopteri; Syngnathiformes; Syngnathidae
Product: myosin heavy chain, fast skeletal muscle-like
Exons: 40
Coding region: 1-5820 (1939 amino acids)
Cellular component (GO): myosin complex
Molecular function (GO): ATP binding; actin filament binding; cytoskeletal motor activity
Source: RefSeq, a predicted model, not a curated record